This is a messenger RNA of Melanotaenia boesemani (Boeseman's rainbowfish), 2654 nucleotides long. Its product is annotated as protocadherin gamma-C5-like. NCBI's taxonomy places the organism in Eukaryota, Metazoa, Chordata, Actinopteri, Atheriniformes, Melanotaeniidae. The transcript has a single exon. Bases 174 to 2654 code for a protein of 826 amino acids. The record is from RefSeq and is a predicted model, not a curated record. Gene Ontology annotation, molecular function: calcium ion binding. Gene Ontology annotation, cellular component: plasma membrane. Gene Ontology annotation, biological process: homophilic cell-cell adhesion.
ACUCAAGGACGGUGUGGACCUCUCAUUUCUCGGAACUUAAAAUAAAUUCCUUAAUUUACCUUUCAGCAUGAACAAACAUGCUUCGAAUGUUUGUAUAACUCCUAAAGAUGCUCCUCGGAACAGGAUAAUAAUUUUGAUUUUCUCCAUGGGAAAUAUAUUGUAACGGAUAAGGGAUGACAAAGAGGAUGAUACACAGAGACUGGAGAUGGCUGGCUCUUUGGUGGCAUCAUUUCUUUCUGACGUGGACUACAAUAAACGCACAGACUCGUUAUAACAUCCCAGAGGAACUAAAACAAGGAUCUGUGGUAGGAAACAUAGCCAAAGAUCUGGGUUUGUCACUAUCAGACAUUUUUGACCGUAAGCUGCGUGUCGCCUCUGAGGCUGGUGAGCGGUAUUUCAGUGUGGAUGCGGGGAAGGGCGAGCUGGUGGUGAAUGACAGGAUAGACAGAGAGACUUUAUGCGGACAAAGCGCCAGCUGUGUGUUGCCUUUGCAGAUAGUUCUUGAAAACCCUCUAAAUUUGCAUCGAAUUGAGGUAGAAAUUAGAGAUAUCAAUGAUAAUUCUCCCGUGUUUCAUACAAAAGAACUGUCUCUGAAAAUGGCAGAAUUAGCAGCAGUGGGAACUCGUUUUCCUUUAGAGAGUGCAGAGGAUUCAGAUGUUGGUGGUAACUCGGUGAAGUCCUACACUUUGACGAGAAAUGACUGCUUUACACUAAAAAUGAAAGAGCUUGAGGAUGGAAAAGUAGUGCCUGAGUUAGUGUUAGAGAAACCUCUUGAUCGAGAGAAGAAGGCUGUUCAUCAACUUCGGCUGACCGCAUUAGAUGGAGGAAGUCCGGUGUUGUCUGGAACCUCGCAAAUUACUAUAACUGUGCUGGAUGUAAAUGACAAUUUUCCAGUGUUUGAAAAGAAUACGUAUAAAGUUACAUUACAGGAGAAUACUGUUAAAGACACAUUUGUAAUAAAAAUUUCAGCAACCGAUGCUGACGAUGGUCCAAACGGAGAUGUCGAAUUCUCUUUUGGUUCGCGGACACCUGAUUCCGUGUUAUCAGUAUUUGAAAUCAAACCAUUAACAGGAGAAAUAUAUUUGAAAGGAGACUUGGAUUAUGAAACAGCUACGUCCUACAAAAUAGAAAUAGCUGCAAAAGACAAGGGCAUUCCUGAAAUGGAAAGUCACUGUCGCCUACAGAUAGAUGUUUUAGAUGUUAAUGACAACACUCCAGAAAUUGUUCUCACUUCUGAACCGCAGCCGGUGCGUGAGGACGCACCGAGUGGUACGGUGGUGGCUUUGCUCAAUGCACGUGAUGCCGACUCUGGUAACAACAGCAAAGUUACACUGCAACUUCCAAAAACGUCUCCUUUCUCCCUUAAACCUUCGUUUUCUAAUAAUUAUGCACUGGUUACUAAAGGUUCUUUAGACAGAGAGAAAGUCUCGGAGUACAACAUUGAGAUAACGGCCACUGACUCAGGCGCUCCCCCUCUGUCCAAUAAAAAAAUUAUACCAGUCAAAAUUACUGAUGUCAAUGAUAAUGCUCCAGAGUUCAGUCAGCGAAAUUAUAAUGUGUAUCUAAAGGAAAAUGGAGUCCCAGGUUCUAUACUGUACUCAGUAUCAGCGUCUGAUCUGGAUUCUGGUGAAAACGCAAAGAUCUCUUACUCUAUACUGGACUCUAAAGUUCAGGACGUUUCUGUCUCAUCUUAUGUUUACAUUAAUUCGGAUAACGGCAGCAUCUACAGCAUGCACUCGUUUGACUAUGAGAAACUGAAGGUGUUUCAGAUUCAGGUUCAAGCAAAGGACCAGGGCUCUCCGUCUCUCAGCAGCAACACCACCGUCCAUGUUUUUAUCCUGGACCAGAACGACAAUGCUCCCGCUGUUAUUUACCCCUCCUCCGCUGCCCUGGGCUCCCUCUCUCAUCAGAGGAUGCCUCGUUCCGCUAAAGCGGGUCACCUGGUUACUAAGGUGACAGCAGUGGACGCUGACUCGGGCCACAACGCCUGGAUUUCCUACAGACUGGCGGAGGCCACAGACGCCUCUUUGUUCGCUGUCAAUCUGUACACAGGGGAGGUGAGGACUAAACGUGCUGUGUCCGAGCAGGACGACUCCUCUCAGAGGCUGAUUAUAGAGAUCAAGGACGACGGGGAACCGGUCCAGUCCUCCACCGUCACAGUGUCCAUCCUGCUGGAGGACGGUCUCCACGAACCCAUCUUAGACCUCCGACACAAAGUGUCCGAGCCCAGCAAGAAAACUGGGAGAAUCACCCUUUAUUUGAUUCUCUCUCUGGCCUCGGUGUCCGUGCUGUCUCUGGUGACUUUUCUCAUCUUAGCGGUGAAAUGCAUCAGGAACAGCAGAAGCAGCUGCUGCGUGAGACGGAGCGACUGUGAUGAUUACAAGAACCCCAACAGAAACCUGCAGAUUCAGCUCAACACUGAUGGACCUAUAAAGUACGUGGAGGUCCUGGGAGGAGACAUGUUGUCUCAGAGUCAGUCCUUCAGGUCCUGCAUGUCUCCGAUGUCAGAGUACAGUGAUUUGACUUUGAUUAAACCCAGCAGCACCACAGACUUUAAAGAGGUGAUCAGUGUUCUGGAUGCGUCUUUACCCGACAGUACCUGGACCUUUGAGAGCCAACAGGUGAGCAGACAAAAGCUGCAUACUUCCCAGUAG